UGCCGGGGCUUCAGCACGCGCGGGGGGGAAGAUGGCGGCGGCGGCGGCCGGCGGGGUGCGGGGGCGGCGCAGCGGGCACCACCGGCUCUGACCGGGCCGCUCCACGGCGAGGCGGGCAGGGCGCCCGCAGGCCUUCACGGGGCAGAGCGCCGGCCGGCCGGGGAGGAGGCAGAGCCCCCCUUGGGGGGGGCGGUGCGGAAGGCGGGGGCGCUGCCGGCAACCCGGCCGUGAGGGGCAGCGCGGGCGGCGGGGGCGAGGGCGGGAGCCGGGCCGGAGGGGGGGGGAGGGCGAGGGGCCGGGCCGAGGAGGGGCAGGGGCGGCGGCGGCGGCUGAGGCGAGCCGGCCGGCGGGCAGGGGAAGGCUGGCUCCCUGCGGCGGGCGGUCGCAGGUCAGGAGGCGGCUGCGCCGGUGGCUCCCCGCGUUCCUGGCUCUGGGCUGCUGGGCGCCCCACGCCAUGUUCUCGGUGCUCUCCUAUGGCAGGCUGGUGGCCCGGGCAGUCCUGGGCGGCCUUUCGCAGACGGACUCCCGUGACUACAGCUUGGUGACAGCCAGCUGUGGCUUUGGCAAAGAUUUCCGCAAGGGCAUCCUGAAGAAAGGCAUGUGCUACGGGGAUGACGCCUGCUUCGUGGCCCGGCACCGGUCGGCAGAUGUGCUGGGGGUAGCAGAUGGUGUAGGUGGCUGGAGAGACUAUGGGGUCGACCCUUCUCAGUUCUCAGGGACUCUUAUGCGAACAUGUGAACGUUUAGUAAAAGAAGGACGGUUUGUACCAAGUAAUCCUGUUGGGAUUCUCACCGCAGGUUAUUGUGAGCUGCUGCAGAACAAAGUACCUUUGCUUGGAAGCAGUACAGCGUGUAUAGUAGUUCUGGACAGAACAAGUCAUCGUUUACAUACAGCCAACUUGGGAGAUUCUGGAUUUUUGGUGGUUAGAGGAGGAGAAGUAGUACAUCGAUCUGAUGAGCAACAGCAUUACUUCAACACUCCGUUCCAACUGUCAAUAGCUCCACCAGAAGCAGAAGGAGUUGUCUUAAGUGACAGCCCUGAUGCUGCCGAUAGUACUUCUUUCGAUGUCCAACUUGGGGACAUUAUUUUGACUGCAACGGAUGGGCUGUUUGACAACAUGCCUGACUACAUGAUUCUGCAGGAGUUAAAAAAGCUGAAGAACUCCAACUAUGAGAGUAUACAGCAGACUGCAAGAAGCAUUGCUGAGCAAGCUCACGAGCUGGCAUAUGAUCCCACUUACAUGUCGCCGUUUGCACAGUUUGCAUGUGACAAUGGAUUGAAUGUGAGAGGGGGAAAACCAGAUGACAUCACCGUCCUUCUGUCUAUCGUAGCCGAGUACACAGACUGAUCUGCCCGGAGCGUCGCCUUCUGACGUUUUCUUGUCCCCGAGCUCCUCGCGUCACGCGUGCGGUCUCCUGCUGGCAGGAUUGCUUCCUUCCUUCCUUCCCGGCUGAUCACAGCAGCCGGUUCUCGAGCUCGUCGCCUGUCGAGACGCAAGUGAAGUGCUUGUCAAGAACCACUCUCUGCUACACUGGUCUUCGUCUGCCAGCAAGAAAUGGAGAAGCCCAAGGCUUGAAGCAUGUCUUUCGGAGCUUUGUCGUUGUCCUUAAAAGGGGGAGGAUCGAUCCCGCGUCGUUAACUGCGUUUGAAAUGUGACUUACUUUCCAAGGAGUAGAAUUGGUUUAUCACCUUUCAAACUAGAUUCAAUAGAUAAAACCUCUACAAGAGGGCAUAUUACUCUAUUUACUAGAAACAUUCACUAUUCAUUAAAGGGUAUGUUACAGAACACAGUUUCAUAAGCAUAGUCUUGUUAACAGUGAUAGCUGAGGUUUCGUGUUUCUAAGCUCCAGUUUUCAGGAGAUUUAUAACUGCUGUAAACAUUCUGCUCUUGCCAUCCAUGGUGUCGGCCUAGGAGCCUUUUCUAGUACCGAAUUUCAAAAAAGAAAAUCAUACUUAGUUCAAGUUAUAUGGAUGCAAAUGUGUUUGUGAUUUCAGGUGCUUAACUGUGAUCUUAAAAGUUCUGCAGAUCAUUCGUCCAUAAUGGGCCUGGUAUCUGGAUGUUUUGGCUGUGGAUAUUUUUAUUUUUAUUUUUUUUUUUAAAACAAAAAUUUUACCUCGGUCUCAAAUGGCCGAGCUGGCCAAAGUUGAGGUCCUUUCAGCAUUUUAACCCAUCUCGCCUGCGCGGGGCGAUAGGGCAGAAAUGCCGCAGCAGGAGGUUGCACAAAGAACAGAUCAUCCUCGACUCCAAACGUCUUCGCUUUCGGUAGAUAAUUCUGUUGUUAAGGAAACAUAAUUUGUGUUAAUAAUUGCCACUCUCGCUUGUGUAGGACAGAGUCUGCUGCACCAGUUGAAGUCCAGUUGAUCCUUAUCUUCCUGACUCUCAAACAAGCACCUCUUUGCUUACGCUGUGGCAGCAGCAGCAAGUACGGAAAUCAAAACUACUCAUGAAUAAUCAGCAAAACUUUACAUUUCAGUAACUAAAGUUUAGGGGUUUCGGAAUGAACCUUAACGAUGUUUACAGGUAUCUAACAGCCACUUUGCAAUAUUACAUUUCCUUUUGAAUUACAGUAGCUCACGUUUGUCCCCCCCGUUCCAGCGAGCUUUCCUUUUCUUUUCCUGAGGUUCAUACAAAAAGCUGAUAGCUGUAAAGAUAUAUAUAUUUUUGGUCAGUUUUUCAUUAACUUUUUUGCUGGUAGAAAAGUAUGUAGAAAUAAAUUAAAGCCAUGUUUUUAUAUAUGAAAAGUCGGGUAAUGUUGCUGUUUAGGUGAGUGCAGUUAAACUUGGUCAGUAAGUAAUCUUACCUGCUCUCAAGAGGAGAUUUUUACGACCUGGUUUAUUGUAUUAAAACUGUUUAAGUUUGAGGUUACCUCAACUUGUUUAAAGAAUUUUUGUGGACUUGUACUGUAUAUUUGCGUAACUAUGUCAAGCUUUUAUUUAAGAUCAUUUAACAUGUACCAUGUACAUGUCAUUUUACUAUAUUUCAAUGCAUCAUGCUUGUAACAGGCAUUUCAUUUAUAAUAAGAAGAAGUGAUUAAUUUGGAAGCUCUUUGGUAAUUUAUCUGCUAUUCCUAAAUUGGCAUAACGUUAGCUAUCUAUUUUAAAUCACCUUGUAAUUACUUGUCAAAAUGCCUUAACUGCCCUAACUUGACCAAAAUACUAUUUUGGUGAGGGUAUGGGGAGGAUUAUAUUAAUGAAGACGACUCAAUUAGUUUUGCCAUCCAUAGAACAGUGAGCGGUGGAUAACUUUGCACAAAUUGUCAGUCCUUGUUGGGGUUUUUCUGUUGGUUUUUUUUUUUUUUUUUUUUUAAAUUGAACAAGCUGUGUCUCGCUGUCUCGUUAGGAGGAAUGUAUUCACGCUGCAGUACAGGGCUUUGUUUCUAGCAUUUGGGAGGGGGGGGUCUCUCAAAUCUGGGUGUCUUGACAUUUUAUUCUCCAGUAUUUACCCUCAGCUUCUCCAUUAGAGCGGAUUUGAUCAAUUCUUAUUUCCCUUGAACUUACCUUAAAGGCUGCCCCUGUGGAGCUGGACUGCGUUGCACUCUGACCCCUCGCUCUCGGCACCUUCAUCCCCAGCCCUCGUUAUUUCUGCCCCCACCAAUUUCUCGAACUCCUUGUUGGGAGCCGGGGGGGGGUCAGAGGGUGAGUCUGGGGAAGGUGCUGCCUCUGCUGGGCCGGGCUCCGGCGUCCCCGCGGGGAGAGGCCGAGGCCGGACUCUGCUGCCCGGCCUGAGGCCACGCUGACGCCGCUCUUGGCCGAGCAGUAGCUCCAAAGCCAUUUGCCUCAUAACACACCCUGAUGAUUACUUUUUUCUUUUUUUGAUAAAGAACAAAUUUGGAUUUUGAUUUACGAAUCAUGAGUUUAUCCCUCACUGGACACACCAAAGACCAGUAAAGCGUAUAGCUUUUCCAUCUGUUUAUAAAGCAAUACUGUAUUAUAAAGAAUUGAUAUUUUUAUCACAUGCUUGAUUGUUUUUGGUUGUUUGGGUUUUUUUUGUUUUGUUUUGUUUUGUUUUUUUUUAAGAUGUGCACUCUAAACAUAUCAAACCUAAUUUCUUCCUAUGAACUUAAGCUGUCUGCGCACAACAGAUUUUUUGGAAAAGGAAAUGACAGGGCCCAUACUAUCAAAAUAAUUUUAAGCGAUGCAUGAAGCAGUAACACUUCCUAGGAAUUAGAUUAUUGUGACUAUUCACGAGAGGAACGUC
Messenger RNA from Chroicocephalus ridibundus (black-headed gull), 4198 nucleotides. RefSeq names its product protein phosphatase targeting COQ7 (gene PPTC7). The record is from RefSeq and is a predicted model, not a curated record. NCBI's taxonomy places the organism in Eukaryota, Metazoa, Chordata, Aves, Charadriiformes, Laridae. The coding region runs from base 455 to 1348 and encodes 297 amino acids. Gene Ontology annotation, molecular function: protein serine/threonine phosphatase activity. Gene Ontology annotation, cellular component: mitochondrion. The transcript is spliced from 6 exons. Gene Ontology annotation, biological process: protein dephosphorylation.